Molecule: messenger RNA, 2151 nt
Organism: Alligator sinensis (Chinese alligator)
Lineage: Eukaryota; Metazoa; Chordata; Crocodylia; Alligatoridae
Gene: DNASE1L3
Product: deoxyribonuclease 1 like 3
Exons: 8
Coding region: 100-1014 (304 amino acids)
Biological process (GO): apoptotic DNA fragmentation; programmed cell death involved in cell development
Cellular component (GO): nucleus
Molecular function (GO): DNA nuclease activity
Source: RefSeq, a predicted model, not a curated record
CAGCCUCAGCUCUGGAAACAGGAUUCCACACGCACGCACAAACACACACACACACACACAAGGAGACUGCACCCGCUCACUUUUGGCCAAGGUUUAAAGAUGUUGGGCAUCUUUUUUGUGUUGCUCUUCUUUUGCAAUGCAACUCUGAGCAUAAAAAUCUGCUCCUUCAAUGUGAGGACUUUUGGAGAAGCAAAAAGAGCCAUACCUGAAGUCGUAGAUGUCAUUGUAAAGGUUAUUUCUCGCUGUGACAUCAUGCUAGUGAUGGAAAUAAAGGACACCCAAAACAAAACAUGCCCUUUUUUAAUGGAGAAGCUUAACAGUCUCUCAAAAGGAACAGAAAAAGAAUUCAAAUAUGUGAUCAGUGAACGAUUAGGAAGAAAAACCUAUAAGGAACAAUAUGCUUUCAUCUAUAGACCAAAACUGGUAUCAGUGAAGCAAACCUAUCAGUAUCCUGACCGUCAGCCUGGGGAUGAAGAUGCUUUUUCUAGAGAACCCUUUGUUGUCUGGUUCCAGGCUCCAAGAAGUGCGGUCACAGACUUUGUGAUAAUCCCUCAGCACACGACCCCCGAAACAGCUGUGCGAGAAAUUGAUGAACUCUACGAUGUCUAUUUAGCUGUGAAACAGAAGUGGAAAUCUAAGAACUUUAUCUUCAUGGGGGACUUCAAUGCUGGCUGUGGCUAUGUUGCAAAAAAACACUGGAAGGACAUCAGGCUGAAAACUCAGUCCGAAUUUGUGUGGUUAAUUGGCGACAACAAUGACACAACAGUUAAAGGGAGCACAAGAUGCCCAUAUGACAGAAUCGUGAUCACUGGAAAGCAGCUCAUCAACGCUGUUGUCCCAAGCUCUGCACAUAUCUUUGAUUUCCAGAAUGCUUUUAAUCUGACUGAAGAACAGGCUCUUGCAGUGAGCGACCACUUUCCAAUAGAGUUUGAGCUGAAAAUGAGCAGAAGUUCCCCACGAUCUUUUGCGCCCAAGAAAAGAGCAGCAAGGAAGAAUCACCACUUUUCAUCAUAAGUGCAUUGGAUCUUCUUAAUAUUAGAAUCUUCUUAAUAUUUCUCGUGAAAAUCAACAAAAAUCUAACAUGCACAACAGAGCUAACUUUUUUUUAAUUCCGCUUAAAUUUUUCUUCCCAAAUACAGUAUUUACUGAACAACUCCUAUAUCGUUUGUUUAAACACGAAAGCUAGGAAGAUGAAUGAAAUCUUUGGGUUUUUAUAACUAUUUUAAGCUAAGUAAAAAUAAAUGAACUAAAAUCAGCAGUGCUGGAUUCCAGUCAAGCUGACUACAACCUUAGUGAGGUAUUGUAAAAUUAAAUGCUUGCAUAUGACUCUACAUGUAAAGUUGUUGACUGAGAAGUCUAUGCUUAAAUAUUCCAGAUCCGUGUUUCUCAAACUGUGGUACAUGCAUCCCUGGAGGCAAAUGUCUAGAGGUAUGCAAGAGGAAAGGAUGAGAAAGCGUAACAAAGAAAAGGGGAAAUAUAAAUGGGGAAAAAGAAGAAAAAAGAAAAAAUGAAGAACAGCUUUAAAUCUCUCUGGAAUUUUGAAGAGGCUACACUGUGGUUGUAGGGGCAUACAAGGUUACUUUUUUAUUAUCCAUAGUAUGGUUUCAGAGGGGUGCGCAACAGAAUGACAAACUAAAAGGGGGACAUGACGCCAAACGUGUUUGAGAACCUCUGUUCUGGAGCUUUGAUUUCUGGAAGCCAUUUAAGUAACAAGAAAUUUAAGUGCCAAGUUCUCCUUAGGGCUUGGAGGGCAGCAUUCUCUUGUUCUGCACUUGCGGACAGCUGCUCAGCUGGUGUGAAUUUUCAUAGCUGUACUGACUUCAGUGGAGCAAGAACAAUUUACCCCAUCUGAGGUUCUGCCCUGCAGCUCUGACUCAGCCAUCACUCAACAUGUGAAGUAAAAAUGAAUCGGUCUCCAAACACGUUGGGCUUACCAACAAACAACUUCAAGGUAAACAGAUUAUUCCAACUUUUCUCUGUCUAAUCUGCAUAUAAAAUUAACUUUUCCAAACAGGAGAUUUUACCACAACUUCAAUUCUCCCAUGAAACAUGAACUUUUACAAUCUUCUCUCUGCUGCCUUAUGCGAAAGCUUGCAAUUAAAGAUUUUUUUUUGCAAAAAUCUUGUUGGUAUAAUAAAAGAGAUCACCUCU